This is a messenger RNA of Bactrocera oleae (olive fruit fly), 8685 nucleotides long. NCBI's taxonomy places the organism in Eukaryota, Metazoa, Arthropoda, Insecta, Diptera, Tephritidae. The record is from RefSeq and is a predicted model, not a curated record.
AAACAAAAUUCAAACUUCUACAGUUAUCGAUUAAUUUUUUGUCAUAGCUCUAUGCUACCGAUAAUGCAGUUCAUCCAUCUUUAUUACUUUCCGGUGCCUUUUCAUUCGUUUCCUUUGAUUCGCGUUCAAUUUCUUGAAAAGAUGAUGGAUUUACACAUGCAGCUAACCGCAACCACUGUGCCAAGAGAGCGCUAGUACCUACCAACUGAGCUCAGACUUGCAUGAGAGACGCUAACUGCCACCCAAAAUCACCCCCUGCCAGUGCAUUCAUAUACUGGUGCGCGUAAAUGUGCCUUCACGCCGUAAAUAUGUGUGUACAAGCAUAUACAAAGUGUAACCAGCAGUUGACUUGCUGAGGCACCAAAACAAGCGCAUACAGCACACAGUUAAAGGUACGCUACUUUCUUCGAACAACCACCGCUUGCAUUUGCAGUAACCCAUUCCUGUAAAGCAUAUAUCCUUUUCCAACACUGCUAUUUUAUCAGCUCGGUUUUUUGAGCACUACCAAACCACCACCACCAACUCCAUCAACAACAACUCCGUUAUAAACAUAGCCGCACAACAUUCACCACCCCCCGCCUGUAUAUGCGUGCCUGUUGUUGUGUCUGUUGUCGUUGUUUUGCCGGUCUGUGUUGUUGGAGGACAUCAACUUCGGCAAUAGUGUGGCUAUCGCGCAGCGCCGAAGCAAUGUUUUCAUCACGUUUCGUCGUCACUGACUCUGUCACGACUCUGGUGGUACUGGCUCGGAUUUAUGCUUGGCGUGCGUGGUGUAUCCUAGUCGAUGUUAGUGAGUUGCCGUAAUUGGACGUGGGUGAAUUACAUUGAACGGUUAUUUUCGUUUUACUCGGUAUUAAUACGCGUUGACGACGACGGUGUGACGAAGCCAUUGAUAUAAAGUGAUAUGGCGUUGUGAGUCUAGUGUCUUGCAUUUUGUUGAUGCGAGCAUUAUUGGCAAUUAAAAAUAUUAUAUAUUUGCUUGUUAAUAUCUCGCGCGUCGGCGACUUUCAUAAAGUGACAGUGUUGAUUACAACUUUCGCCUAGACAAUAAAUAUGACAACAAAAUUGAAUAUAUUGACGAAAAUGUGAAUCGCUGCAUAAAUAGUAAUUGUAAUUGGAAGCAAAAAACUUUCAACAAAAUUGUUUGUAAAACAUAAACAAAAGUGAUAAAUAAAAACAAAUUGAAACGAAAUUUAAAAAAUAAACAAAAUUUACUAUAAAUUAAAAUAAAGGUGUAUUUGUUGAGUAUAAAAUAAUUUUAUUGGCAUUGUGCGGUGCAUGAUUUGGUAGAAAUAAUAAUAAUCAACAAAGCUAACUUAAUUAAAAUAAAGUGAAAAGAAAACAAACAGCUGCUAAAAAGAGAUGAAAAACAUAAAGGAUUGUAAAUUAGUAGCAAUCGCUUAAGUUCUUUGAACUAAAUUUUAAGUGAAUAAAUUAGUGAUAGUGAAAUUUAUUAAUAAAAAAAUAAAUAUAUAUAUAUAUAAGUGCUUAAAAAGUAUAAUAUUAAUGUGGUAAAUAAUAAGAAAAAAUUUGUUUUAGUAAAUUUUAACCGGAGGAUUCCGUAAUAUUUAUAUUGUCAAAAAUAAGAUAUAAAGUCUUUCGUAACAACACGCUGGUAUUGAGAUUAUUGCAGUUAAUUGAAUACAGCGUAUUAACGUGGCUUAAAUCAUUGUAAGCGGCUAUAGACGGCUAUGCGCCAGCGCCGUGCGCCACGAUAUAGCCUUGUGUGUGGCUGGAAAAUCGUUAAACGUACAUCAAAUGAAUUUUAAAUGUUAAAACAAUCGCUUUUAAUCUAAAAUAAAGUGCGAGGAUAAGGUGUGAAUGCAAAGUGAAAAAUAAUAAACGAAAAAAAAGACAAUAUAUAACGGUAUAUAAAUAUACGAAUCCAUGAGUGCGAUUGCGAAUGACAAAUAAAACGCAAUAAAAUUAUAAAUAAAAAAAUUAAAUUAAAUAAAAUUACAAAAAUAAAAGUGUAUGAAAAUACGCAAUUGCAUAGAAAGUGUGUGGAAAAUCAAAAUCAAACAAAAAAGGAAAAUAAAAACAAACGACAUUCUGCGCUUAAUCCCCUUCGUAGCAACAAAAUCCAUGCCUAUCAUUUCACGAGAAUUAACACAUUAGAGACGAAUGCCAGUCGCAUAGGCGCUUACAGCGAAGGUGUUUGUGUCUUCAGCGCAGGAUAACGAUGAGUGUGUAAGCGCACACACGCUCAUAUAGCAAGGUAGACACACACUUUGCGUUAUAUAAAUUUAUAGCAUAGACAGACGCGCCUUCGAUUUGGUGAGCGGAAAUUGCUCGCUUGUCACAAGUCAACAAAAAGUUGGUCUUCGCCACACAGACGGAGUUACAUAUAUAACGGGGCACACCAAUCAUCAUGCAUUCACCUGGAAAAUACGCACUAAUUUUCAAAUAGUUGGCAAUAAAAUCGCUGAAUGCGAGGAAUGCAAUCGCUGCGCACGCCAAAUUAGUCCACAUUUUUUGCGCUACGCCAGCAGUCAACGGCACUACAGCUGCCACCAACACCACCAUCACCCUUUAAAUACCAGCGCAUGCAUCUUUAGUCUACACCACACAUCCUUUUUACUCACCGCCACUUCGACUAUCACUUUUAUCUACUUUAGUCUACUAAAAGUGUUUAGUUACCGCGCAACGAAAACUUGCUCCUUUGCCAAGGACGUUUCUCUACGGUACGCGCGUACGACGCUCGUAAAAGACCAACUGUGGAGCAGAGCUAUAGCGGGAGACACGCGGGUGUAUGCAGUGGUGGCAACUUUCGACAAAAGUUGAAGCUGCAAAGAUUUUUGGUUAUUUACGAAUUUUGUUGAUUUGUUGAUUUCGGGGAUUGAAAGUUGUGGCAUUAGCAAAUCAGGGCAGGAGACGACACGACGACACAACGAAGGCGCCAACACAAUUGCGAACAAGCGCAACAAAAAGGAGGAAGAAAAAGUCAACACAAUCAAAAGAAGUGAUAAAAUACAAGCAGCAAGUGGGUGUAGAAAAGGAAGUGGCAACAGAGCGGAGUGAAGAGACGAUUGGCAGUGAGAAAGAUAGAAAGAGAGGCCAGCGGUAACUUUGUGGGUGGAAAGUUUGCGCAACAAACGAAAACCGAGCCACAGUGGCUACCAGCAAGCAACAGUAGUUGAAUUUGCGGCCGAGCACAAACUCAAUUGUAGUUGGCGUUAGCACAAUUGUUGUAGUUAGUGUUGUUGUAGUUGAAGGCUUCAACACUAAAAUCAAAUAAUCAAAGCAAACAUUGAGGCUGUAAUAACAAGACAAGCUGGAGGACACGAGCGCCAGCUGCAGCAACAGCCGUUACACGCCAGCAUAAUAGUAAAUCUAGUAGCAGAAACAGCAACAGUAACAACAAUAAAGCCAACAACAGCUACAACAAUUUUGGCUACUAAAGCAGCGCCGAAAGAUGAGCAGCGGCAAAGAUCAAAGCAUUAAAUAGCCAAAGAAGUUGCAGGCUCGAGCUAUAGAGCAGCAGUUGGAAUAGAAAAAGAAGAAGAAGAAGAAAAAGACGUGGAUUAAGUAGUGACUCCACAACAACAAGCACAGCAAGCUGGCUUGCGCAACAAGAAAAAUAAGCGCGUGCAGUGUGGCAGCAAAGAAGUCGGCAGUUGGGCGGCAAACGAGAGGCCAACACAGCCCGGAACAGACGAACGCCAUUGUGUCAACACUAACAAAAACACGCACAACAAACAAUUUGUGCAACAUUAGAGCAACAGCAGCAGUGGCGUACGCGACCGCUGCUACAGCGACCACGGAGCAUACGAUAAUGUGCACGAAGACUGUUGAGUCGCAACAGCAGCGCCGCAAAUGCACGGAUGAGCAAUGUGAUGACAGGAGCGACUACAACAAAAACCGACUACAACAAGAACAGCAACAAUAUAAUGCCAAUGUCUGCGACGUGGCAGUUGUUCAAGAGCAAAAAGCCAAACGAGCACACAAUACACUCGUGCGCCAAGCGAUGAUACUGCAGCAGAAGCAGCAGCAGCAGCAACAACAACAACAGCAGCAGCAGCAAGAGUCAACGCCACAACGAGGGAAGGCGCGUGACAAAAGGCAAUGGCGGGCAAUGUGCGGCAGCAGCAGCGGCACACGCUAUGGUCGGGCAGGAAUCAAGUGGAAAAUUAUAAUAUCAACAAUAAUUUUGCUAUUAUGCCGCACAAGUCACGUGCUUGCCAUACGAAAGGGUCGUCUCAUGUCUCCGAGCUCAUUCACUGCCCUAAGCGGAGAUCUACAUGUACAGAUACAAUUCAGCGGCGAAGAUGUGGCUGCCGGGAACGCUGUUGGGGGCGUGGCAGGAGUUGGGGCCAAAGAUGGCGUUGAAGUGGCGGCUGAUGAAGCAAACGUGCGGAGUACAACAACAACGACGAGCACUACGGGCAGGACAACGGCGACAGCAACAAUGACGACAAUGUCGACAACGACAUCACGCACGACAUAUCCAUUAGAUGGGAUGAGUUUUCGUCAAGUGGGUGUCAGCGGCGGCGGUGUGGGCGUUGUGGAGAAUACCAUUACAAGCACUUUGGUAAUUAGUAAAAUCAUUGAUGAUUUUGUGGAUGCAAUGGCUGCGGCGACGGGUAAUGAUACAGCGCGGACAUUUGUAGAGCAGCAUGCACAAUUCAAUAGCAGCUUAACGAGCAGUUCGAGUGCGGAAGUAACAACGCCAGCAGCGUCCAAUGACACCAGUAAUCAGACGACGCGGCCAACCAAAGUGUUGCAACGUCGCCGCAAAGAAAUCGUGCAGAAUAUACCGGUCUUCCCCGAUCCACGGCAUAAUGUCACACAAAUCUCGGUGCCCUGUCAGACUUUUACACGUGGCGGCCUAUACGAAAUGCAAGUAGUAACCAAUUUGAAGACCACUACGCCCGUUGCUGCGACAAAUAGCAGCGCUCAUGAGCCACUGCCCACCAUGACCACCACGACACUGAUGCCGGUCAUCGAUGAGCGUUUGCGUCAAACCUUAGACGUGCGAUGGCCAAGCGCCGACAUGCAAGUGACACCGACUCGCUUGCGCACCUAUCCCGAUCAACCGGUCGAGGUCGUGCUACGCUUUCCCGAAGUGAAUUGUGAGCGCGCUUGGCAAGAGAGCAACUCGCUGGACUUGCCACAAUUUUGGCUGGAGCUCAUCUAUUGCGGUAAGCAACGCAGCUGUACUGAGGUCUCGCCACAAAAUGUCAGCAAAUCGAGCAUUCUGUAUAUGGAGCAAGUACGCGGCUAUCCGAAGCAUAAGCUCGUGCAUCUCGGCUGCGAACUCUUCGGUUUGGCUGGCAAUUAUGCCGUGCAGUUGCGUUCGAUGGUGCCAGCGCCGAAUGUGCCCAUUACACGACGCUUUCUCAGCGUCGAUUGGAGCGAUAAAUUUGUGUUUAAUGUUUAUGCGCGCAGCAUAUUCCCUUGCGAUCCUCAUACGGGCAUCGGUGUGUUGUACGAAUAUCCAGCAUGUAUACUGGAGCAGGGUGAUCGUGUGCGCGUUUUUGCAAAACUGCGCGCUGAUGUGGCAUCGCUGAAGCCGCCCACUACGUUGCACUAUGUUGCUGAGCAGCGUGUGGUGAAGAGUCAUCAUUCGCUUUACUUUAGCUGUGACCUGUUCACCGAGAAAUACGUGGAAUACUGCUUCGUCUAUGUAAGUCAAGCCAUCUCGGGUGCGGUAGCGGACGUGCGCAUGGAUUGUGUGCCGACAUUGCCAGUUAGUGACUCCGACACUGGCGGUUGGGGACCGUGGAGCGAAUGGACACCAUGCUCGACGAAUUGUCUGGGUGGCACGCGUAAUCGUUAUCGAUUUUGUGACUCACCUCCACCGCGUUAUGGCGCUAAAUUCUGUGAAGGUCCCUCUGUGGAGACGGAAAAAUGUGGCAACGCCAUCGCCGAUACUUGGGACUGUAUUUAUGAGAGCAGCGGUGCCACCUUUACCGCUGCUAAUCGUACCGAGGUCAAUCAGGAGAUUGGACCGGGCUGUCGCUGUGGCUGCAUUGUACAUUUGGGUUCGUCAAAACCGAAGCGCAUUUUAGCAGGCGCCACUCAAAGUUGUCCCGGACGCUCUUUUUGGCUUAUACAGGUGGAUGGCGAACAGAAUAUUGCGCUGAGUUUGAACUUUUUGCGCUUGCCUUGUCCGGCGCAGUACAUCAAAGUACGUGACGGUCCAUCGCUCUCAUCGACGUUGCUCAUUGAAUUGAACGGCGGAAGUAAUUUAAAUAUGCCAACACAAAUAGAAUCGAGUGGCGCGCAAUUGUUGCUAGAGUUUUAUGCGGGCGAAGCGAAUGAUGUGCCAGCGUCCGCCAACGGGCAAAGCAACAACAGCAACAACAAUACGGUGGCGGGCAGCGUUAACGCCGCUUGCACCGGUGGCUUUUUGGCGAAUGUCGAACAAAUUGCGCUCAAUGGGACAACAACAACUUUACUGGCCGCUGCCACCAGCAGAUUGUCGGCAAAGAAUCGCAACGUUUCGCAGAAGCCAAAAUUUAGUCGUUCGAAAUUUACGUUGGUCCACUUGAGUGCGGUGGUCUUUGCCAGCAUCAUUAUCUUGAUCAGCGCCUUGUUGGGUGCGCAAUAUGUUGUACGUUAUCGCAAGUACCAUUUGGCAGUGGCGCGUCGUCGUGAUGAAGGCUCUCGCCUGCAUACACCACGCGCCUCCAUGAGCUCCUUGCAAGGACCGCCAUCACGCGCCAUUUCGACUACCACGCUGCUAUCGGAGGUCAUCUAUUUGGUGAAGAUGCGUCCGAAACAUCAGUUACGUCACUCCAUAUUGCGGGAGAGCGUCGAUGCGGAGAAUUUGGCACACGAAACGGAAUUCAAUGACCCCGAAGAAGAAGAGGAUGCCAAAACGACGACACGCAUGGUAAAGUGCGAUGAAGAGCGUGGCAGUAACAGCUCAGUUGUCACUUUGCGCAAUGAAAUCUCACAAUCGCCUGAAUCUGUAAGUGGUAUCAGUUGUUCGCCUUCAUUAGAGGAGGCUUUGGGCUCCACUACGGCCGCCGGCGAGACCAGCGGCAUUUUUAGUGGCACGCUGACACGCAAGGACAGCGGUAAGGACACCGAGUCGAUCAUUUCAUCGGGCAUGAGCUCAAUUUGCGCUAGUCCGCCUAUCAGACAUUCCAGUCGGUUCAACCGUUAUGGUCCCUCGGGUACAUUGAUGCCACAUUCAGCACAACACUUAGAUCAAACGACGCUCAGCGAUCGCGAUUCAUUGCGUUCGUCGCUACGCGAAUACGUGUCACGUUGUGCGAGUGCAUCGCUGACAAAUGGCUGCUAUUCACCAGCUGCAAGCGUCGUCAGCACAGCCACCAUACGUACCACCAAUCCUAAGGAGAGCAAAGAGAAGCAAAAUCGCAAAAAAUUACUUGCACGUCCCGGUUCAGAAUUUUCACUGGGCAAUCAAGAAGAGCUCGAGCUCGAUUACUACGAUUACAAUGUGAUAAACGCCGGCGCAGCACCGGGCUCCUAUUUGGGCAUGGAUCCGGCGCAAUUGAUCUGGGUGCCACCGCUUGAGGUGAUAACCGAUUUGCGUGAUGAAGAUGAUAAAACACCCGAACCAAUGCAAGAGCCCGACGAGACUGAGCCGCUCUAUGAGGAGAUCAAAAUGCCGCGUUAUGGACAUUAUUUGAGCGCGCGCAGCAACACAGAGUCGAGCGCUAACACUAACAGCAAUACAACACCCUCAUCCGACGAGCUCUCACCACUCAGCAGUGAACUGCAUUCGAAAGCUUCCUCGCCAACAGCCGAAAUGAAUCUGAAGAAUACACUGCUGCAGCAAAACAUAUCCACAAGCGCCGGCAUCAAACAACCCACACCCUACUUUUCGCGCAAACAACGUCGCCAUGCCAAGCAGCAAUCACGUUCCACCUCCUCACUACGCAGCGGUGCACGUGAUGUUGUCAUACAAAUGCAACAGUUGUGCAGCACUAAAUCCGCACGUAAUAUACGCAAAUCACCGACAGCAUCGGUGGAAGCGGAGGAUGUCAUGUCGGCGCAUGCAACACCACGUGGCUCUCCCGAAAUACCCGCUGUAUUGGUCAAUUCCAUCACCGACUCGAUGACCGAGUCUAUGACGGGCUCCUAUGUAGAAAAAGAAACUUUGGUCGAGAAGCAAACAUCACCAGAGUUAAGUGAGGGCCUACUCGGCUUAGAUGACAUACAAUUCGCCGAUGAAAGCGAAAGCGAUCACGAUGUGUCGAAGCAAAAGUGCAGCAAAUAUGAGCAGGUGAAGCCGAAAACGGUGUCCUCAAUCAAGGCGCGCAUGCAACACUCAUCAACGGUGGCGGCCAAAUUAAAGCGCGUCAGCGCCGACAGUGCAAUAUUGGAGAAACGCGGUCUAGUCAAAGAGCCAAGCUCGUAUCGCAUCGAAACGAAUGUAUGAGUAAUAAGUAAUUGGAAUUAUUUUGUGGUGGCGCUUGAGCGCGCAAGAGCUGAGCUCACAAUGAUUUGAGGAUAACUCAUGAAAACAGACAAACCUACUUGAUAAUGCAUGCAUACAUCAACACAUACAUAUACAUACAUAUAUAUUAUAUAAUUGGUAAGCGUAAAUUAUUAUGACAUAAUACUACUUAGGGGAAGCGCUGAAAAUUAGCUGACGAUUGUUCCAUUGAUUACUAAUUAUGGGUAUCUGUUUCGUUUCCCUUACCAUGUAAAUACAUAUGAUGACGGUAAUUAUUAAAGUGUAGACGUGUAGGUUAAAAAAAAAAAAAAAAA